Molecule: messenger RNA, 1551 nt
Organism: Helianthus annuus (common sunflower)
Lineage: Eukaryota; Viridiplantae; Streptophyta; Magnoliopsida; Asterales; Asteraceae
Product: probable WRKY transcription factor 32
Exons: 5
Coding region: 110-1369 (419 amino acids)
Biological process (GO): regulation of DNA-templated transcription
Molecular function (GO): DNA-binding transcription factor activity; sequence-specific DNA binding
Source: RefSeq, a predicted model, not a curated record
CUGCUACUACUAUUUCUUCCCUUUAACAAAGACCAAAACAACAAAAACAAAAAUCCAACAAAAUCUCCAAUCACACUUUCUUCACUCAAUCAAUUCUCCAGAUUCCGCCAUGGAUGACGACAGUGAUCGGAGCUCCGAAGCUACUCAAUUCGAAAUCGUUACAAGAGACCGGAACCGCCACGGUCAAAACGACGACGUUCAACAAGAUUCCGCCUCCGAAUUCGACGAUGACGAUGCCACUCUUGAUCAGGAUAGUGAUUUGGAGACUUCGCCUAUGGAAAUUCAGGAAAAUUCUACAAGUUUUCGAUCUGAAACCCUAGCCUCUGGUUUGGCGGAGGUGCCGGUACAGUAUGAGGUGCAAGACCAUGAGUUGGAGCGCUUGAAGAAUCAACUUCAAGGAAGCCACCAACAAGCCUUAGCAAUCGUUAUAGCUAAGGCCGCCGAAGCUCAAACCGGUAACCCGAUUCAAACACUCGGGGUUCCAUCUUCAACCUCAGAAUUAUCGCCAACGAUUUCAAGUCUUCCAAGAUUAAGUUCACGAACCGACAUAACAUCAACAGGUGACCAGAACAUUAAUUCCAAUUCCAAACCCGUAUCUACUUCACGCACUGUCAAAACACCUAUAGACGGGUACAACUGGCGGAAAUAUGGUCAGAAACAAGUGAAGAGUCCUAAAGGUUCUAGAAGCUAUUUCAAGUGCACAUACAAUAAUUGUGAUGCUAAAAAGAUCGAGGCGUGUGAUCAGUACAGUUCCGUCACGAAAAUUAUUUAUAAAGGUCAGCAUAAACAUGAGCCACCGAAAAAAGUAUAUACUAGGCGAGGUAAGGGUUUAUCGGUUAAUUCUACAGUGCAAGAACGUAAAAUGGUCGCUGCACUUGGAUCGAAGGAGCGUAAAUCGAGUAGCUCGGUUAGUAAUGGUAUGAUUUUAGUUGAGGAGGUUGAUGCACCACCACCGAAACCAAAAGUGAAGAAAAACGUCUCAGCAAGUCCUGGAACCAUUCCGAAACCUCAAAAAAAGCCGAAGUUUGUGAUACAUGCAGCUAGUGAUGUUGGAAUCUCAGCCGAUGGUUAUAGAUGGAGGAAGUACGGUCAAAAGAUGGUGAAGGGAACUCCUCAACCCAGGAACUACUAUAAGUGCACGUCGGCUGGAUGUCCGGUCAGGAAACACAUUGAAUUGGCGGCAGACGGUUCAUCAGAAGCAAUACUAACAUACAAAGGGAUCCAUGACCAUGACAUGCCCAUGCCUGCAAAAGACCAAGCUUCGCCUACGGUUCUUCGUCUUACAGCCGUCGCGUCACCUUCGAAAAACAACUCACAAUCAAACAAAGGUGAAAGCAGCCCGUCAAACGUUAUCAAGAUCAAAACCUGAAGAUUUUCGCAGCUUAACUUAAUUACCUGUUUGUUCAAACAAUUUUUUUUUAAUUAGAAUAAAAUUCUAGGUAGAUCUAGUGGGUUUUGUUUAAUGAGUGUAGGUUUUAAAAUUUUCGAGAACUGUAAAAUUUAAAAACUGUUAUGAGUAAGCUCGAGUUUGGUCGAUUUGGUAUAGGGUAA